CGGCCUUGUGACGUUGCUCCCCCAGGUCGCCGCCCAUUGGCAGAGGCGCGGCCCCGCCCCUCCCAGCCGCGGUACUUGAGCGCCCGCCACCCGCGCGCCCGCGGGGUCCGCGCCCCGAUCCCGCUGCGCGAUGCCCGGCCGCUCCCUGGGUCCCGCCCGCGCCCUGGCGGCCGGGCUGGCGCUGCUGCUGCUGCUGCUGCUGCUGCUGCCCAGCUUCGCAGAGGCCUGCGAUGACCCUCCUCGGUCCCAGAGCAUGAUGAUCAGUGGGACCGCUAAGCCCACGUACGCGCCCGGAGACAGAGUGGACUACACGUGUCGCCCCGGCUACAAGUCUGUCCCCGGCCUCUUCACCCAUGUGGUCUGUCAGAACGACAACACGUGGACGCCCCUCCAGGAGGCCUGCACGCGGAAAAAAUGUCCCACUCUGGCAGACCCCAGCAACGGGAGGGUGGACUACGUCAACGGAUCCGCCGAGUUCGGGUCCCAGGCGCACGUGUCCUGCGAGGAGGGUUUCCGCACGAUUGGAACAAAGAUUCUGCAUUGUGAACUUGCUGGAAACGACGUGGCCUGGAGCGAUACUGUCCCGAAUUGCAUCAAGGUCGAGUGUGCGAAGCCCGCGCAGAUUCCCAACGGCAGGUUCACCAACAGUCACAAGGACACUUUCGAGUACAGUGAGGUGGUGACAUACAGCUGUGACCCGUCCAACGGCCCAGACCCCUACUCCCUGGUCGGGCAGAGGCAGCUCAUAUGCUCAGCAAGCGGGAACUGGAGCGCUGAGCCUCCCGAGUGCAAAGUGGUCAAGUGCCCGUACCCCGUGGUUUACAACGGCAGACCCACGAGGGCCAUCGGGAAGAAGUUCUACUACGAGUCCAUUGUGCAGUUUGCGUGCUUAGAUGGCUUUUACCUCAGCGGCAACAGCACCGUGUCCUGCAGAGCUGACAGCACGUGGCAGCCGCCUUUGCCCACCUGCAUCAAAGUGCCCGAUGCUACCAGCACUGAGCCACCUCCAGGCCCUCCAGAUGCCGACACGACUCCUGCAGCCAGGCCUUCAGAGACCAGCCGCCCAGGAGUUCACACACUCAGUUCUGGAUCUUCACCAACUAAGACCUCUGAAACCAUAGGUGUGGGACUCAUUUCCCUGAUUGUUCUGAACGUGUAUCUGACUCUCCGAAGCUUGUUUCCGAGUUACACCUGCUGUUUCCCGGUUUCUCGCAGUUGCCAUGACUGCAGUUGUUGCCAUCUUGGUGCAUAAGUACCUUCAGAAGAGCCAGAAAGGGGAGACAGCGGCCACUGCAGACUUUCCCGAGGACACAGCUUCCACCUGAGAAGACCCUCCCCUCCGAGGGGCCCCUGACCAGGGCGUCUGUUUCUCUGGACCCUGGGAAAGCGGUCACGACUCAGUCAGCCAGCAGGCGUCACUCCCCCAGGAAUAAAGCCGGAAGUUAGUUGCUGUCUCGCA
Erinaceus europaeus (western European hedgehog) is the source of this 1459-nucleotide messenger RNA. RefSeq names its product membrane cofactor protein-like. Gene Ontology annotation, biological process: negative regulation of complement activation, classical pathway. The record is from RefSeq and is a predicted model, not a curated record. NCBI's taxonomy places the organism in Eukaryota, Metazoa, Chordata, Mammalia, Eulipotyphla, Erinaceidae. Gene Ontology annotation, cellular component: cell surface. The transcript has 12 exons. The coding region runs from base 131 to 1252 and encodes 373 amino acids.